AUGUUUGGUUACGCUGCCAACACGUCGAUGUUUGGCGGUGACGUCGACCCCAGAGUCCUCAACGUGGCGCCAAAGUGCACGGGUGAUGAAAGUGACGUGACUGACUGUCCAGGGUUCGCGUCCAUCUGGUCAGACAGAUCUGUGUGCAGCAAGGGACAGGCUGCCAUCAUCUGCAUCUCUGAUUUAGGCAUCAUCUUCACGCAACCCCGACAUCGUCCGGUGACGGCAGGACGACCGGAGGUGUAUUACUACGGGUCUUGGGGGACUAUAUGUAACAAGGGAAUCACACAGAGGGAGAUCACUAUGUUGUGUACCUUCAACCAGUACUGGACAUCGUUUGGUAAAAUGGUUUCCGCAAGCCAGUUCGGGAACAGCAACCAUCCAACCAAAAUACAGAACCUCCAGUGUGUCGGCAACGAGCCGUCCAUUGACUACUGCACGUGGGAGAAUAGCACGUGCAGCCAUAACCUGGAUGUCGGGAUCUCGUGUGAAAAGAGGCACAUUGACGGUCAUGACAUCACCCUGACGGGGGGACCUCAGCCCUGGAAGGGCCGAUUCGAGGUGCAUCUGUCCAACAGAAACAUCACAGCAUCUGUCUGUAGUGGAGAUAUGUGGUUCUCCCCAACAGACGCUGUCCUCGUUUGUCGGAGUAUGGGAUUCAGCAAAGGGGGGAAAUCCCUCCCACCAAUGCCGGUGUCGCCUACAGCACCCAACAUCAUGCAACAGCUAUACUGUGUUGGGUUCGAGUCUAACAUCGGAGAGUGCAACGGCAGGUGGAUCCGGGACAGCAACGAUUGCCCCACCUUUCCACCACUAGUGGGGGCUGUGGACUGCACCCCGGAUGGUUUGGAGGUAAAAGUCACAGCCGGAAAGUUGCCCUUUGAAGGAACAGUCGAAAUUCUGUCAAACGGACACUGGUCAACGGUGGACAGUACGUCUGUGAACGAGAACGAGGCUAAGGCAAUUUGUUCUACUAUGGGCUUUCAGGACACAACUCCACGAAUAUUUCCGGCGGAUCACUUCCGUUUUCCGGGGCAUCUUCCGAUUGUAUCCCUACACUGCCCGAGCUACGCUAUCCACAUAGGCCAAUGUGACAUCAAAGGUGCCGCAAAUCCCAACGCAAAGCAUGCUGGGAUACAUUGCUUUGACUGUGGUCUCCAGUACUACGGCCACGACACCGGCGUCAUCACGUCAGACAACUACCCCGCGGCGGUGACCGGCGACGUGGAUUGUCUGUACCACAUCAGAACUACGGGUCAGCAGCAGAAAUACAGGUUUUAUUUCACUGACCUGCACCUCGGGAACCAUGGCCAUGUGACGAUCCGCGUGGAUCCAAUGGACCCUCCACUGUCGUCCAUCUCGGGCAACCAAGGACCCUCUGACGUCAUCUUCACCAAGGAUCUCUACAUCAGAUUCAAGGCCUUGAAAGGCGCCAAGUUCCAGUUCAAAUGGGAAACCUAUACGGGUGGCCGUAAGGAACUAGAACAAACAGUCUCCGUACAGUGCACCCCGGAUGCCAUCACAGCUUCUGUGGACCUUCCAAAACUCAAGGCAGCGUUUGUCAAUACCGACCCCUCACACCUGUAUCUCGGUGACGUCACGUGUACAGGUGUAACCCAUGGCAACAUGUGGUCAGCUACAGCAAAUCACGGCUCCUGCAAAACGCAAAGACAGGCCAGUAUUCAGCUGGAUAACCACAGCCACACAAGAACAGCUUUUUGA
Molecule: messenger RNA, 1722 nt
Organism: Haliotis rubra (blacklip abalone)
Lineage: Eukaryota; Metazoa; Mollusca; Gastropoda; Lepetellida; Haliotidae
Product: neurotrypsin-like
Exons: 10
Coding region: 1-1722 (573 amino acids)
Cellular component (GO): membrane
Source: RefSeq, a predicted model, not a curated record